Peniophora sp. CBMAI 1063 is the source of this 1158-nucleotide messenger RNA. The record is from the annotation of a GenBank genome assembly. NCBI's taxonomy places the organism in Eukaryota, Fungi, Basidiomycota, Agaricomycetes, Russulales, Peniophoraceae.
AUGUCUCAAUCUCACCUCUUUCAGCCUAUCCAACUCGGUCGCACAACUCUGCAGCAUCGUGUGGUGAUGCCCGCACUGACUCGCAACCGCGUCGACAAAGUCACCCGUGCCGUCGGCGACGAUGUCGCGGAGCAUUAUGCUCUGCGGGCAGCUGUGCCGGGCACUCUACUCAUCACCGAGGCCACCUUCAUCACUCCUAAAGACGCCGCAAUCGAAGCAUGGAAACAUACACCAGGUGUGUGGUCUCCCGAACAGACAGCCGGCUGGAAGAAGGUCGUCGACGCUGUGCACGCUCGCGGGUCGUUCAUAUACCUACAAAUUUGGGCUAUUGGCCGGGAGGCGAACCCAGAUAUCCUCGCUGAAGUGGAUCCCACCUUCCCGUACAUCUCCGCAUCUGGCGUCCCUGUUGAAGGUCACAGCAAAGCACCGCGCACGCUUACGCAUGAAGAGAUCAAGAAGUACGUACAAUUGCAUGUUCGGGCGGCAAGGGCGGCUAUAGACGAGGCGGGUUUCGACGGCGUCGAGCUUGACUUCGCCGGUGGGUAUCUCGUGGACGAGUUCCUCAAGGAGUUCACGAAUAAGCGCACGGACGAAUACGGUGGGAGUCCAGAGAAUCGCGCACGCUUUGCCUUGGAGAUUCUCGGUGCUGUUUCACACGGGAUCGGCGCGGACCGCGUUGGAGUGAAGCUCACGCCUUGGGAUACGACGCGUGCCAAAGGCUAUGAGAACGACAACCCCAUCCCUACUUUCACGUACUUCGUCUCAGAAGCUCGGCGCCUUCAUCCCGAGCUUGCAUACUUGCACGUUUCAGAGCCUCGCCUCGGUGCUCUAUUCGGGCGUACCGCCAAGAGCACCGAGUCGAAUGGCUUCAUUCGCGAGAUCUGGCGCGGCAAACCCUACAUCUCAAACGGUGGCUACGAGCGCGACGAGGCCAUUAAGCAAGCCGACGCUAACGAGAACGAACUGAUCGCAUUUGGCCGCCACUACACCUCCAACCCCGAUCUCCCUAUUCGACUCCAGUACAACAUUCCGCUGACGCCGUACGACUACAAGACAUUCUACGCAGAGCUCGAUCCCGCUGGUUACAACACGUUCAGGUUCGCGGAAGAGAGCAAGAAGAUACUUAUCGAGCGCGGUGUCUCCGUCGAUAACCUCUGA